Messenger RNA from Haliaeetus leucocephalus (bald eagle), 3180 nucleotides. It is a transcript of the gene PRG4, whose product is annotated as proteoglycan 4. The record is from RefSeq and is a predicted model, not a curated record. Gene Ontology annotation, biological process: immune response. Lineage: Eukaryota; Metazoa; Chordata; Aves; Accipitriformes; Accipitridae. The transcript is spliced from 10 exons. Gene Ontology annotation, molecular function: polysaccharide binding; scavenger receptor activity. Bases 1 to 3162 code for a protein of 1053 amino acids.
AUGAUGUCGUACCUGAAAGUAAUGAUCAUAUGGAACAUACUUUGCGUAUCCAUGGUGAUCCUUUCACUGUCCUUGAUUCAAGAAGUGUCUUCUGAAGCACUCUCCUGCAAAGGACGUUGCUUUGAAGCCUUUGAAAGAGGAAGAGAGUGUGACUGUGACGCAGACUGUGAAAGAUAUGGCAAAUGUUGCCCAGACUACACAGAACACUGUAAAGAGGCACAUGCAGAAAAGGCAUCACCAAAAACUCCUCCAGCAAACAAAUCAGCAUCUAAAAGGUCAUCCAAAAAUGAGGAAAAGAAGCCAGAGGAAGUAACACAGCCCCAUGAAGUUAUGGAAGAUAAUAGCAGUGAACUGGAAAAUAAAGCGAACAGUCCUGCUCCAACUACAAAACACCCUGAUACAACCACAACAAUCAAAGCAACUACAUCAGGCCCAAAACCCACUUUACCACCUACAACAAGUACAACCAUAAAAGAAACAACUACCAAAGAGACCACAAUGGGUCAGAAAGAUACCCCUGCGACAACAGCAGCACCAACGACCAACGCAGACUCUCCCACCACCCAGAAGCCUGAAGACACAACCCCUGAAGCCACAGAGGCACCAACGACCAAGGCAGACUCUCCCACCACCCCCAAGCCUGAAGAGACAACCCCAGAGGCACCAACAACCAAGGCAGACUCUCCCACCACCCCCAAACCUGAAGACACAACCCCAGAGGCACCAACAACCAAGGCUGACUCCCCCACCACCCCCAAACCUGAAGACACAACCCGUGAAGCCACAGAGGCACCAACAACCAAGGCAGACUCUCCCACCACCUCCAAACCUGAAGACACAACUCCAGAGGCUCCAACCACCAAGGUAGACUCUCCCACUACCCCUAAACUGGAGAAGGCAGAGGCAGACUCUCCCAACACCCCUGAGGUUAAGGGGACUACCCCUGCAGCUACUGAGGCUGACACCACUGCCAUACAGAAAACAACACCUCUUGAAAUGACAACUACUGUCCCUGGAUUAGUAACAACUGCUAAAAAAGACACAACCACUCAAAGCCGUGAGGUGGUCUCAACUAGGAAGGAAACACCCAUACCUGAAGCAGACACGACAGUUUCAGAAACAACAGCAGAGAAGAAAAUUACAACUCCCGCACCUAAAUUAGCAACCAGCACAACUGCAAAAGACACGACUACAGCAGUAGAAAGGAUAGUGGUGACUGCAGCUAGGACUACUGAGAUUGUAAGAAUACCGGACAAAAAAGACAAAACAACAGCUAAAACUGUUACUACUCCUAUAACCAAAGAGACAACAACUAAAAUAGAAACAACCACUGUGAACAAAGACAUAACUACACCCAAGAAAGACAAAACUACUGUGCUUAAAGACAUUUUAACAACAAAAAGUAGGAAAUACACAACUACUGUAACUACGGUUAUAACAGCUAAACCAGAUGACUCUCCUAAAGUUAAGGAUGAUAUUCCCAAUACAACACCUACAGCCAAGGAAGCUGUCACUACAGCAGCUGAAUCAGAAGCAACUACUGCAGACAAAAAGACUACAACAACAGCUGCAGAAAAAGAAGCAAGCCCAGCUAAACAAGACAAGACUCCCAUACCAAAAGAGACUUUAACAGCUAAAAAAGAAGAAAACCCUGUGGGAACAGCAACUGUAACGACAGCAGCCGCAGCAGCUACAACUCCAUUGCCCAAGCCUACCGUGUUGGCAACAACUGCCAAAACAGAUUCAACUCCUAAACCCAGGGAGAUUGUAACAACAAAUAAAAGAGACACAAUUAUGGAAACUAAGCAGACUGUAACAGCAGCAGCUAAAGAGAGCACAAGUAGUAUUUGUGUUGUAGAGACAACAACGGCUGGUAAAGACGUAACAACGAUCAAAAAAACUAGCAUCACACCUGAAAAAGAAAUGGGAGAUGACACUGAAAAGGCCCCUACUAUUGACAAAGGAGAGGAAACUACAGUUACCAAACAGAACACUACAAGAGAUAAAAAAGACACCAUAGAAGAAAUGUUUAUUGUUUCUAAAGGGACAUCCAAGCCAACUAUACAUUUCCAGGAGGUUACUGACACGAGAGACGAGCCUCAUCCAGCCGACCCUGAAACUCUGCCAAUAAAAGAGGAGCCCGACACAAACAACAAGCCUUUAAUACAAACUGCAGACUUGCCAAUUUUAACUGGAGAAACACAAGGUAAUUGCAUUCCAGUAGGUACAAAAGCACCAAUAACUCCACCAGAGAGCACAACAAAACACGUGAGUAAAGCACAUGCAAGACCUUUCUAUCUGGUGCCACAAGAACAUGGCACUCCUGUCCCAAUGGUCAACCAUAACCACGGUGCUACAGCUGCCAGCAUCCUGAAUACUGAGAAAGACCUGUGCAGCGGGAAGCCGGCAGAUGGCAUGGUGGCCCUGCCGAACGGCACCCUGGCCGUCUUCCGAGGUCACUACUACUGGCUGCUGAACGGCAGGAGCCGGCCGACCACCAGCCCCCGCCGAAUCAGCGACGGCUGGGGCAUCCCGUCCCCCAUCGACGCCGUCUUCUCCAGGUGCAACUGCGAUGGCAAGACCUUCUUCAUCAAGGGUCCCCAAUACUGGCGUUUCACUAACGGUGUUAUGGAUAAAGGCUAUCCCAAACCUCUUGCAAACGGAUUUGCAGGCCUACGUGGGAAAAUAGUAGCAACCCUCCCCGUGGCAAGAUACAACAACAGACCAGAAUCUGUUUAUUUUAUCAAAAAAGAUGGCAAUAUGCAACAGUAUGUCUACAAACAAGAACCAGCCAAGAAGUGUCAAAGAAGAAGCCAGGUUACCAUAAGAUACCCAGCUUAUGUCCCAAGGCUUGUAAUAAGGAGACGCUUUCAACGUGCAGUAAGAAUGCCAACCGUUAUUCAGACUGUCAGAAUCAACCCGUAUCCAUCUGGAGUUUUGCAUAAGGAAAUCAAAAUGACUGCCUACUGGAGAGGGCUCCCAAAAGUUAUUCAUUCAACUAUAUCACUACCCAACUACAAUAAGCCAGAUGGCUAUGAUUAUUAUGCCUUCUCUUACAAUCGGUACUACAGUUUGGAUGUUGGCAGAAGAAUAGCAAGACCUGUUACUGCUCUCACAGGAAAGACUGUAUCUAAAGACUGGUACAACUGUCCUAGCAAGUGAUGGAUAGUAGAGGAUUUU